AGAUAAUUUUGUAUAGAUUUUUAUUGAUAAUUUAUUUAGUUACCAAAUUAUAGGAAAAUAUUCUUCUUUGUAAUGGUUAUACGGAAUUUAUUAUUCAGGAUGACAACACUGUGAAGCAAAAUGGUGGAGUGGGUGUCGUCCUGAAUAAUAUAAAAGCAGUGUUUUAGUUUAAGAGCGGGCAGUUUUUUUGUGAAAAUCGAAGAGAUAAUAAACAACAGUUGUGAUUCGGUGAGGGUUUUUAUACAUUAUGAACUUUAAGAAGGAGGGAGGUGAAUUAGAAAACAACCCUAUGGGUUUACUAAAAAAUGUCCACCUCAAACAAGAGCCAGUUGAUGUUACGGAAGAAAACAUUACAGAAAAGCUGGACCUGUUUGCAAAUCACGAAAUCAAGGAAGAGAUGGUCAUAGGGCCAGUGGUAUUACAACCUCCUGCUGUGGUUAAAGCAAAAUGUGUGCAAAUUGGUGUUGCAGAACAUAUUACUAAGGAGCGGGAUUUGCAUGCAAACAAAAUCAAAGAAGAAUUGGUCAUAGGACCUGUGGUGUUGCAGUCUACAGAUUUAGUUCAAGCAAAAUGUGUGCAGAAAAAAUCUGAUGGGUUGAAUGUUGAUACCCAACCAUACAAAUGUGAUAUUUGCACUGAAUAUUUUAUAAGCAAAUUUCAACUUAAGUGUCAUUUAAAAACUCAUGGAAAGAAACCGUAUUUAUGUCACAUUUGCAAUAAAUGGUUUACAUCAAAAAGUAAACUCAAAAUUCAUACUAUGUUCCAUACUGGAGAGAAACCGUGCAAGUGUGAUAUUUGCUAUAAAUGUUUUACAACAAAACAAGAACUUAAGACUCAUAUAAUGAUUCAUACUGGAGAGAAACCAUUCAAGUGUAAUAUUUGCAAUAAAUGUUUUACAACUAAAUCUCAACUUACACGUCACUUAAAUGUCCAUGCUGGAGAGAAAUUAUACAAAUGUGAACACUGUAACAAAACUUUUGGCUAUAAAUUAAGUUAUGUUACGCAUUUAAGGACGCAUACUGGAGAGAAAUUAUACAAAUGUGAACACUGUAACAAAACUUUUGGCUAUAAAUUAAGUUAUGAUACGCAUUUAAGGACGCAUACUGGAGAGAAACCGUUCAAAUGUGACCACUGUAACAAAGUUUUUGCAUUUAAUUCAAGUUUUAAUAACCAUUUAAAGAUUCAUACUGGAGAGAAACCAUACAUUUGUGAUAUUUGCAAUAAAUGUUUUACAACAAAAGCACGACUUAAGCAUCAUUUACAGGUUCAUAUUGGUAAGAAACAGUUCAAAUGUGAUCUCUGUAGCAAAUUUUUUGUUCGUAAAGGAGAUUGUAAAACACAUUUAAAAACUCACACUGGAGAGAAACCAUACGUUUGUGAUAUUUGCAAUAAAUGUUAUACAAGAAAACAUGAUCAUGACAAACAUAAAAUUAAAUGUCAUAUAAUAGCCCAUAUUGAUGGGGAAAUAUCUAAUUGUGACUAACAUCAAACAACUAUGGGAAAACUAUACAUACCUUCACUAUCAAAUACUACAAUAAUUGCUAUAUGAUAAUGAGUGCAAAGAUUAAAUGAAAACUGUCAAUAUACGAUUAGAAUGCUUAUUUACAAAGCAUAUUCAUAAAUGGUUCUUUGGGAGACUGACAAAUUGGAAUAAAACCAACUCAAGAAAUCAACGGAAUUCAAAAUGCAAAAAUGUAUAACUUUCAUAUUGAUAAACUGCUCAUACAGAAAAGCAACGAUUAUGAUGCAAACAUUUUAGAAUUCGUAUAUAAAAUUAUGGGUCUAUCCAGAUGUUCCAGACGGCCCAGAUGUCAAAAUUUCACACAUUUGAGGCAAGACACAAAUAAUAUGUUAGCCCUUUUAAGUCCCCAUUGGAAUAAACCACACGUUUACUAUUAAAUUUAUUAUCAAAUGGACUGGUGUCAUGAUUUAUUCAAAAUAAAGUGUUAAUAAUCAGCUUUGUAUUUUAAUAAUCAAAAACCCACAGGUUUAGUUUCUUUUUAUAAUA
Messenger RNA from Hyposmocoma kahamanoa, 2008 nucleotides. RefSeq names its product zinc finger protein 501-like. Gene Ontology annotation, molecular function: DNA-binding transcription factor activity, RNA polymerase II-specific; RNA polymerase II cis-regulatory region sequence-specific DNA binding. Lineage: Eukaryota; Metazoa; Arthropoda; Insecta; Lepidoptera; Cosmopterigidae. Gene Ontology annotation, biological process: regulation of transcription by RNA polymerase II. The record is from RefSeq and is a predicted model, not a curated record. Gene Ontology annotation, cellular component: nucleus. The transcript has a single exon. Bases 248 to 1483 code for a protein of 411 amino acids.